Messenger RNA from Aegilops tauschii subsp. strangulata, 432 nucleotides. The record is from RefSeq and is a predicted model, not a curated record. Lineage: Eukaryota; Viridiplantae; Streptophyta; Magnoliopsida; Poales; Poaceae.
AUGACGACGCGGCGCCGCAGCUCGGCCUUGUCGACGUCGCGGACCCACACCCCGCACGCGCGGACCGACUCCCAGAUCGACAUCCGCGCCGACGACGCCCGCCUCUCAGCCACCGAAAUCGACGAGGCCCGCCCCUACGCGGAGCUCUGGAUGGGCACGCACCCGGCCGCGCCCUCCGCCGUGCUCCCCGGCGGCGAGCUGCUCGGCGCCUGGCUCGCGCGCCACCCCGCCGCGCGCUGGGCCUAUGGCGACGCCUGGCGCCGCUGCAAGAAGAUGGCCGUCGUGCACCUCCUCUCCCAGCGCCACGCCGACUCGUUCGCCCCCGUGCGCGCCGCCGAGGCGGCCGCCCUCAUCGCAGGAGCCAGCCGCGGCGCGGAGGCGGGUGAGGCCGUGGAGCUUAGGGAGCUCCUGUACGGCUAUAUGUGUGAUUAA